GUGGGACCCAAUAUUAUGCUAAUCCAGUCUGGCUCAUUCGGUUUUGUUUUCAAAAUAGACCAAUUCUAUGUUGCCUUCUGGAGAUCAUGCAAAUGCAUUCCACAGACAUUCCCAGAAAUCGACUCACGAGAUAAACCCUACAAAUCCUAAAUUCCAUCGAUUUUCCACUUUCUCAUCAUCAACGAAGCAAGAAGAUGACUGGUGUCAGCACAGUUCCUGGUCAAUCCAUACGAUUAAGCGUCUCAUCCACAUUCUUAAUGAUGAUUUAUGUUUAUGUUCUUGUGAUGAAAACCGUUCGGACAAGAAGAUUCAUGACGACAUCGAUGAGAGCAAAGUCAAAGCACCGAACGUGUUCGAACGAGCCAAAGAGGAGUUCGAGGCUGUUAUUGGUGCUAUUCAUCAACGCAAGAGCUCGAGGGACGAAUCUGAUAAGAUGGAAUUCAAAUCCGAGAAAGCAGAAGAUGGAAAGAAGAAACCGAAUAUGAUGAAAAAGGCGAAGGAAGAGAUCAAGUCUCUGUUCCAAUCCAAGGAGAAACCUCAUCGCCAUCACCAUCAUCAUCACAAAGAAUCUCAUGGAAGGAGUGAUGAAAUCGACGAGAACACGCCGGUGGAUGAAGUGAAGGCUCCCAGUGUUUUCGAGAGAGCUCAGGAAGAGAUCGAGGCCGUCAUUGAAACCAUCCAUCCCAAGAAGAAAGUGACCGACGGUUCUGAUUUGCCAUCGCGUUCUGCUGAUUCUGAUUCACCGGUGCGGUCUGUCUUACCGGAGAAGGAAGAGAAAGCUGGGUUCGGAUGCUCUCUUGGCAAGGGGCUGGAAAAGAUUUGUUCUCCUUGGGGUGAUAAUAAAAAAGAUUGAACUAUUCAUAUGACUCAUGAGCUUGUUUGCUAGUUUCCGUGAUAAACUUGGUUUCGAGUUUCGGUGAGUUUGUUGAUUGUAGGUACUAAAUUGUUACCUUUUAAACAGACUAAACUUGUCCGUUUCAUAUUAUAAGAAAAAACAUACUUUGGUGUCUUUUGUGUAAAUAUUUCUUGUUAAUUCGUGGAUUUUAUUGGUGCUAAUUAAUCUCUUUAUAAUUACUAAAUUUGGGAUAUGUUUCCAUAUUCAAGAGAUUUGAGGGACCUUUUAUGUAAACACAGUAAAUAAAAAAUACCCCCAAGAGCGUUUUGUACAGUAUUGUAGUAUAUUUUAUUGGGAUCGUUUCCUUUGUCUUGUUCCUCGCGGAGAGGCUGCAUUAGGGUUCCGAUCAUGGCCUGUGCCUACUGGAAAGGUGUACUUUUGCACUCCGAAGAUGGUAAAGCCCAAGUCUCAGGGAGAAUCGAAAUCCUCCUACGAAUCCCCAGCUCUCCGGAGAUUUGACCCGUACGACGAUGAAUGCAUACGACAGUACAUCCUGUACUACCACCAGUUCCACAAGAGCGAAGGCUUCCUGAUUGAUUGGUCUAAUAUGGAUUAUCGAUUCGAUACGGUGAAUCUAAUGGGCCCAUAUCGUGCCGGGCGGAGCAGGACAAACGAUGAAAUAAUCCGUGACGCGGCUUGCCGUGCUAUUCUCCAACAAAACGCCGACAAGGGAACUAGGUUUAGGUUCGUCGAUCACAUCUCGGCAAGCUACCUGAUUUGUGGGGGUAUGCUUUUCUGGAUUACGUUCUGGGCUAGGGAUUUGGACUCUGUGUCCCGAGCCCAAAAUGUAUGAAACCAAGUGUCGCCUGUGUGCAGGCUUAUGUUAUCUCUAUAUCUUCAGGCUCAGACCCACGGAUGCAGAGAUUGCGGCUGUCCAGGUGGAUCCCCCUCCUCCAUUGUAUGCUGAUGAUCCAGAAGAACCCACCAUAUUGUUCACCGUGAAGGGUCCACGAUCUGGAUCCAUGUCCAUACCCGACGUUGGCUUCACCAGGAUUCCUCCUGAAGUAUCACCAGAUUCUUGCUCUAGUUGAUGAGCAUGUCACGUCGCCAGAGUCCUCGCCGUGAAUGCCAAAACGCUUAAUUAGGCGCUUUCUCUAUCUCUUUCUAUUACCUUUUUUUUUUUUUUGGGCAUUCUCUUUCUAUUACCUAAUUAUUGGAUAUCGCAAGUGUCUGAUUUUAAAUUUAUAAUAAUUUGACCCAUUUUUUUUUUUUUUUUAAUAUUGUGAUAAGUUAUAAAUUGUGGAUAUUUCUUUCUCUAGUACAGGCAAUGGUGAUUAUCAAACCCAUGUGAACUCAAUUAUAUCUUGUCAACCAAAGCAAAUGCUUAUUUUA
Molecule: messenger RNA, 2227 nt
Organism: Thlaspi arvense
Lineage: Eukaryota; Viridiplantae; Streptophyta; Magnoliopsida; Brassicales; Brassicaceae
Source: the annotation of a GenBank genome assembly